UUCUGUAACAAGCUGCAGCCCUCUCAUGAUACUCCUGUCAUUGAAAGAGUCUGGUACUUCACUGUGACAACAAUGAAGUCCAUCGCCAGUUUCUCCUCGUCUGUCAGAGCUGCCUGUCACAACACUUCAGCCUGUUUUCCUCUAUUUCGGGGUUUGAACUUGUGCAGUCCACUGGUGAGAUGCUCUAACGUGGAUUUUACAAGCAAAACUGUAAUUGCACAACAACCGUGUGUAACUGGCGUGCGUUCUUUUCAUAACACACACGUAAACACAGACGCAGUGCAGCAGGUGAGUGCAGCCCCUCUCCCCACCCCGGUGACCUUACCACUGAACACAGAGGAUGGACUGACCGUGCACCAGAUUGGCAGACACAUGCCACCUACAGUAACUGCAUGGCCAGCCCCACACCUGUCUCCAUACAGCCCAUACACCAAACCACAGAGCAAUGCAGCUGCACGAGUCAACAUCCGGUCAAUGAUUGAAGGGGGGGCGAUCCCUGAGCUGUGCUCCAGGCUGGCAGGCUUCCCCAGCAAUGACAGGGCAGAGGGACUGGCCACUUUACUCGGAGCAUGUGUUGAAUUUGGCCUGGAGGCGAACAGUCCUCUCGUCCUCACGCUGAUAAAUGAGUGCCUGGAGCUACUCUCCAGCAGGGACGUGGAGGUGACACAGCUCUGCCACCUGGGCGAGGUGGCAUACGCCCUGGAAGGCCGCCAGUCAGCCCUGGUGACAGAGGUCCUGGACUCUUUAUGGGUUGCCGCAGAAGAGGAUGUUGUCUCUCCCUGCGAGGCUGCCAGAAUCUACUCCCUGCUGGCUCUGUGUCACGAUCCUGCCAGCCAGCAGCAGAAACUGUCCACAGUGCUGCCCACUUUGCACGGACACACACAGAGACAGGUCUGCCGGCUCAAAGCCAGUCAAGACAGUGAGAUACUGCAGUCCCCGUUGGAGCAACAGCAGAUACAGGCUAUUUCCUUGGUGUGGAGGCUGAGCCACAAAGUAUCCAGAUACUUGAAAUAUUUUAGUGAUGAUGAAGUUAUUAAGGUGCUCCAUGCACUGAUGAUCCUGGGACAGCAUGAUCAAAAGCUCCUGGCUGCUAUGGAGAAAUACCUACCAGAGAGGCUGGGAACAUGUGAUCCGGAGCUGAUCAGCACCCUCAUGGAGUACUGUCUGCAAACGAGGUUCCGCUCUGAGCCGAUCUUAGAGGCUGUGGCUGAGAACUUUGUUUGCCAUGCAGAGAGGCACAGCACCCUUCAGAUAGCCAAGCAGAUAGUUGCCAUGGGGAGACUCAACUAUCUGCCACAGUGUUCCAAUGAGAUGUUCAAAAAGCUGGAGAGUAUUUUGUCAACAAGGCUUUUCCAAUUCCAGCCUCACUCUCUAAUAGAGGUGUUGCACGCUUGCAUUCACCUGGAACGCUUCCCACUAAACCACAUGCCCAAAGUCUUCAGCCCAUACAUACAGCUGCAGGCACAGGGGGAGCCAUUGGACAAUAAUGCACUGGGACAACUGACACAGCUCCAUCUGUGCACCUUAUUAGAGUGCACUCACUACCUGGGUCCCAGACUGCCUCACUUCCUCCAGGUAAAGAAGUUCUCCUCUGUGGGCCGGGCCUUUGAGACACCUAUGCAGGGUUCCCUGUACCAAAAGGUCAAAGGGCCGCUGAUAGAGCUGCUGGGGGGAAAGUUUUACUCCACCAGAUUCUUUCACAGAGGAUACACAAUAGAUGUGGAAAUAGUUCUUGAUGAAGAGGGAUAUGUUCUGCCUCCUUAUCAGCGGGAAAACACACACAGAAGGAUAGCAGUGUGUUUGGAUAGUCGAAACCGUUUCUGUAGCAACACACCGCACCUGCUGGGGAAGGAAGCCACGAAGAGGAGACACCUCCGCAGGAUGGGCUAUGAGGUGGUGCAGAUCCCUUACUUUGAGAUUGAGAAGCUGACACUUCAGAAGGAAAAGGUACAAUAUCUUCACGACAAGAUAUUUCCCUUCAUCUCCAAGUCCAAUCACUGAUAUUACUACCUAACAAGCUCAACUAAAGAUUCCUCAGUGACUUUUAUUGGUUCUUACUUAAGAUGCUGUACAAACGAAUCAAUCUUCCAAAAAGUGGUGCAGUCUUUUACCUGAGUGAGGGACGUAUGUAUGUACAAUAUGACGAAGUGGCAAAAAUGUAUUGUUGUCUGAUAUUCAUAUUUAGCACAUGCAUAUCCUACUGGGAGGAUACUAAUGUCUUGAAAUACAGCAGAAUAAACAUUCAACAGGCCAGGUAACAUUUUAAUUGAAGUAACUAAAAUAAAAUAAUAAAAAAUAAAAUAAUCAUCUGGUUGUUCCCUUAGUAAAUAUUUUUUAAAAGAUGAAUAAAUCCUUAUUUCCCUUGCCAUUUGUGUGACUAUCUUAGAUUUGCACCUCAUGACCUGAGUUUGUCGUGGAAUUAAUUUGAAGAUGUAUUAAAAUAUCUGACAUAUAGCAAUUUAAAUAUGCAUCAAACAUGUUUUGACAAACACACAGAAAUCUGACCAACAGUCACAGUCUCUUCACAGGAAACUUCUGCUUGAUUAAGAUCAGAGCAGCUCUGAUUCAAGAAAUCCCAAGUGUGUUCUGAUAUCAAAAGUAGAACAUAACAGGAAACAACAGGACAUUAAAACCUUAGUUACACAGAAACAUUGACGCACAAACCUGCAAGAUAAAAGAGACAACAAGUCUCAAUCAGAGUUGUUCUGACUUUUGGAUUUGUCUAUCAUCUGUUUUUGAUACUUGCAAACUAAAUCCUGCACAAGGCUGCUAUUCGAAUCUACCUGGUCGUCAGUAGUUUUUCUUUAAAGAUUUUCUACAACAAGUUCAUCACUAUUUGAAUGGUUACUGUUACAGUGACUGAUUUCAGGGAGCCAAAUAAUAUUGUUAAUGUUUUUGCUGUUAAUCUAUUUUGAUGUUAAAUGGACAUUACAGUAAAGUGACUAUUUAUGUGAUUAAUUUAAAUACAACACAUGUAAAUAAUGAUCAGAAUGUGAAGUCAUUUGUUUGA
Molecule: messenger RNA, 3010 nt
Organism: Centropristis striata (black sea bass)
Lineage: Eukaryota; Metazoa; Chordata; Actinopteri; Perciformes; Serranidae
Product: FAST kinase domain-containing protein 3, mitochondrial-like
Exons: 10
Coding region: 73-2001 (642 amino acids)
Biological process (GO): mitochondrial RNA processing; regulation of mitochondrial mRNA stability
Cellular component (GO): ribonucleoprotein granule; mitochondrial matrix
Molecular function (GO): RNA binding
Source: RefSeq, a predicted model, not a curated record